AUGGGACAGUCUUCUUCCACAGCACGAAGUUCACCUGACAUUGGCUAUCCGGAUUACCAGACCCCUGCCUCGAUUAUCCCCAACUCCCGGACGCGGAAUGAAGAUAUGAACAACAGACAACAACCUGAACAGAUCGGCGAGGCAGGAACCUCAUCAAUAUUGAACAUGAACCAAAAUAACGAUCAAGAUCCAACAUGGGUCCCUCCGAACGAACUGCCGGACCCUGAACAACAUCACAGUGGAUAUCCUGGAGAAUCUCCGCAUCAAAUGCAAAGUAUUGAAGAUGAGAAUGCUCUUGGUAUUGGCCGAAACGAUCGAGCAGAUUACCGCUCAACAGCUAUUGCACGUAUGGCAGCGAGACGACAGUCCACUAUGUCAAGACUAGGAUCCAGAAUAUUGCCCAAUUCAGUGAUCCGUGGUCUUUUGAGUAGUCAAGAAGAGACCCCUGCAGAGGGGCAUGCACACAGACAUGGCUUGGUAUCAAGAACACCUCCAAGGUCUGAAUCUGCUAAUAGCACUGGACGAUUCAGUCCAUUUAGCGCACUUGGAUCGCGGGGAAUCACUCGUCGUCGUACUACCCGAAGUCCAUAUUCCAUACCUCCGCGUGCGGAGUCUACAGUGAUGGCAGAUUCAGUAAUCGAUCCAUCUUUAGUUGAUAGCUCACCUCAAAAUUUGCCUGAACCUAACCGAACUUCUUGGCGCCGCAGUAAUCGUCUGCAUCGAGUACGGAACUCUAUAUCAUCACCAAUUUCUCAUAUGUUUGGUCAACCCCCACCAGACGUUCCAUACCCUCAUGAUAACGCUUCAUAUCACUCUCCUGGGCCGUCUAUCAGCGAUGGACUACCAAGUGCUAUGGAUACUCGUCUCGAUUUUGGAGAACCCCUGCAUGAAUUGGAUUCAGUUGAGCCAAGCGUGCAGGCUAAUGGAACGACGGGUCCCAGUCAGCCGAAUCCUCAUCUCAUGCGCCGGCUGCCCGGCGUUCUAAGAGCGCGGUCCACCCGAACCUUGCGACGAGAAGAACAGACUCCCCUCUCUCGAGUACUCCAACUUGCCGCGGCUGCAAUUGCCGCUCAACUAUCUGGUGCUAAUGGACCUGCAUUACCGAAUAUUCAAGCAUUGGGAAAUGAUGGUUUGGAUGGAUCAUUGGAAAAUUUCAUUCAGAGCUUACAGAGUGCUACUUCUGCGCCACCACAGCCGGGGGCAUCUGGAGAAGGGCCAAGUACCUCCACAGAUGAAGGACCAUCACCCCCUGUUAAUUUCCUGAGAGUCUUCAGAUUUGCCAACUCCGAUUCUCCUCUUGGAACUAAUCCAUCACUUGGCCGAAACCGCAGCGGCUCCGAACGCGGACCACAGCCUGAUGGAAUGUCAAUUGAUGAGCCUUUAGAGACCGGAGAAGGACGGACGGUUACUCUAGUUGUCGUUGGAGUCAGAUCAGUCCCAGCGGGAAGUGGAGGAAAUCAUGACCACGGAACCCCGGGUCCUGGGGUUACAGGAGGCCCCGGACUUGACGCUCUUCUUGGAAUGCCUUUCCUUCCACCAAAUGCCACUCCACGACCACCUGAGUUGCCCGGUGAUGUUACGCAACGUUCAGAACCACGCCCAAGACUGCAUGUACCACGCGCUGCAGGGUCUUCAGCGUUCCAGGCACCUGGAGUUCCUGAUUUCCUCCGCCACUCAAAUGCGAAUCUCUCUGGUAGACGGUUAUCUGAUGGUAUGCCCCGCACCAGUAUACCAAGCUUCCCUCUAUCUGGUCUAUCUGAAAGUCCUCCGGGCCCUCACCCACCACCCUCAACUCCUGCUGAGCAGGGUCUGUCGGCCGUUUCGUCAGGAACAUCCACACCAAGCCGCAGACCAUCUUCUGCAUCCGCGAUGUCACCCAGUCUCUUGCCCCAGCUCAACGAAAACCAGUCUUUGCAGCCAACUGUGGAAUCUACUGAAGAGUCCAUCCCUCAACCAAACACUGCUGCGAGACAGCGCCGCCGAAGCGACUCCGAAUUUGCUCGCUCCCGUGCCCUCGGCUCUGGAUCAGUCCGUCGCAACGGCGUUGUCGAACCCGAUCAGCCUCCCCCAAGUGGAGGUCGCAGCUGGCUGAUCUACGUUGUUGGAACCAAUCUGUCAGAAAAUCACCCGGCUCUUACAACACCGAGUCUUUUCACCGAUAAUCCUACAUAUGAAGACAUGAUCCUUCUCUCGUCACUCUUGGGCCCAGCCAAGCCUCCAGUUGCCACUCAAGCCGAUGUCAAUUCUGCGGGUGGUUUGUUCCGUCUUGUUGAGUACAGUGGUUCUUUGGUCGCUGAGUCUUUGCAUGGUGCCGGCAAUAUUCAUGUACAGGAUGGAGAGCGUUGUUUGAUCUGCCUAAGUGACUACGAGGUAGCGGAAGAAGUCCGCAAGCUUGUCAAGUGCAAGCAUUUAUUCCACAAGGAUUGUAUUGACCAGUGGUUGACAACUGGUCGAAAUUCAUGUCCUUUAUGCCGAGGGCAGGGUGUGAAUGAAAAUGGUAGCACUAACGAUGGUCCCUCUUCCUCUUCCCCUGAUCAUGCUGCUCCACCUCCAGCCCCCGAAGGUGCAGCGAUUUGA
Molecule: messenger RNA, 2577 nt
Organism: Penicillium malachiteum
Lineage: Eukaryota; Fungi; Ascomycota; Eurotiomycetes; Eurotiales; Aspergillaceae
Product: RING-H2 finger protein
Exons: 3
Coding region: 1-2577 (858 amino acids)
Source: RefSeq, a predicted model, not a curated record